CAGGCUCGCGCUACGGCAGUGGUGCUGGGAGUCUCGUGUUCGCAGUGCCGUUACUCGCAGUCGGGCGGCGGCUGAGGCUCAGCGCACAGCGCAGGUAGCGCCUUAGCAGCAGCAACAGCGGAGGCACCUCGGCGGUCACAGCCCCUGCGCUGGUGUAGCCACCCUCGCCUGCUCCGCUCUUCCUUCCUUCGCUCGCACCAUGGCUGAUCAGCUGACUGAAGAACAGAUUGCUGAAUUCAAGGAAGCUUUCUCCCUGUUUGACAAAGAUGGUGAUGGCACCAUCACAACAAAGGAACUUGGGACUGUCAUGAGGUCACUGGGUCAGAACCCAACAGAAGCUGAAUUGCAGGACAUGAUCAACGAAGUGGAUGCUGAUGGGAAUGGCACCAUUGACUUCCCAGAGUUCUUGACCAUGAUGGCUAGAAAAAUGAAAGAUACAGAUAGCGAAGAAGAAAUCCGUGAGGCAUUCCGAGUCUUUGACAAGGAUGGAAAUGGUUACAUCAGCGCAGCAGAAUUGCGCCAUGUCAUGACAAACUUAGGAGAGAAGCUAACGGAUGAAGAAGUAGAUGAGAUGAUCAGAGAAGCAGAUAUCGAUGGAGAUGGACAAGUCAACUAUGAAGAAUUCGUACAGAUGAUGACUGCAAAAUGAAGACCCACUUUCAACUACUUUUCCCUCUAGAAGAAUCAAAUUGAAAUCUUUUACUUACCUCUUACAAAAAAAAAAAGAAAAAAGAAAAAAGUUCAUUUAUUCAUUCUGUUUCUAUCUAGCAAAACUGAAUGUCAAACGUACCUUCUGUCCACACACAAAAUCUGCAUGUAUUGGUUGGUGGUCCUGUCCCCUAAAGAUCAAGCCCCCACAUCAGUUUUACAGUAUAAUACUCGUACUACCUUAUAAGGAAGCACUUAGUGGACUCCUUAAAGUUCCAUUUGCUAAUGAUUAAUACACUGUUUGGGCUGGCCAGUUUCUCAUGCAUGCAGCUUGACGAUUGAGCACAGUCAGGCCUUUGUAUUAAAACCGAAAAAUGGAAAAAACAAAUUCAAAAUCUCAGAUGGGUUCUACAAUUUGUUCAGAUCAAUUGUCAGUAGCCAGUUUGCUGCAAACAAACAUUUAAAAUUGGUUUACCUCAGGAUGAUGUACAGAAAAUGGGUGAAGCUGAACUUUGAGACACAGCCCCAGAAGUAGGAUGGCCCUCUUGUCCUUCAAGUGCUCCAACCCCAUGGUGACAAUGACAGCUGGUGGCGUGCCUGAGUGAUGGUUUAGUGCUGUGUGUGUUGUGUUAGAGUGAAGUAAACAUCAAGGCUGUCACCAAAUCACACAAAUUUUUAAUAAGAAAUGUUUACCAAGGGAGCAUCUUUGGACUCUCUGUUUUAAGACCUUGUGAACCAUGACCCGGAGCCAGCAGAGUAGGCUGUGGCUGUGGACUUGAGCACAACCAUCAACAUUGCUGUUCAGGAAAUUAGAAUUUACGUCCAUUCCAAGUUGUAAAUGCUAGUCUUUUUUUUUUUUUUUUUCCAAUAAAAAGACCAUUAACUUAAAAGUGGUGUUAAAUGCUUUGUAAGCUGAGAUCUGAAGGGGGACGAGGACAAGGCCAUUGGAGGGGAAGCCAGCGUACAUAGAAACAUGCCCACCAUCCAGGAUAACCUGGGUUUCCCUCCCACGUUCCUAGCAUCAACUCCUGAAACCUGGCCGACACUGAUUGCUUUGUCAUCAUUGGCCAUGUAAGUCUCCUUAUGUUUUCUGUGUGUCUCUGUGUGCGCACGUGCUCGACUAUCUUGGUCACUUGAUGUUCGGGCAGAGGAGCUUAGUGAGGGAACAGCCUCUCCCAGGCGUGCGUGUGUGUGUGUGGAUCUCAGCUGUGCUGCUGCUGACCACAAGAGGCCACCUGCAGGAGACUUGAUGAGUGUGUCUGUAACUCAGUCUUCGGUGUGUGUGGAAGCGGUCAUCUACUCAGACUGCCAGUCACCUUUGGUUCAGUUUUUAACUUAUGAUACCCUUUAGCUUCUAUACGGUUUUUAAUUGAUUUUUUUUUCUCCCUGUAAGUAGAACUAAUACUUAAGCCUCUGGCUUGAAAGAAAACCACAAACAAAAAAAAAAAAAAGAACAAAACCAAAAGUUGUGGCCCAGAAUGAAUUUCAUGUCUUAAUUAUAAACCUAUAACCCAAAGUCAGAUGUGCUGGUCCUGGUCUGUUUAGGACCCCCCACCCCCACCCCAGAAGUGUGUUACAUUUAGUACAGAGCUCAUUUUUGAAACAAGGGCCUCGUACAUUUUUCAUGGUGUUAACUGGUUGUAUCUGAUUAGCAGGGAGCUUUGGCUUUGAGUGUGGGGGUGGCCGGGAACAGGGGCAGGCUUCUAGCAAGGCACCGAGAAGCCCUUGGCAGCCAAAUGGGUGCAUUCAAGGCUGCUGUGUAGACCCUUGCUUCUCUGACUCUCCUACUCCCUGCCUUUCUGGCGUUUCGUAGCUCCUUUGUAUUUGCUUUCUUCUGCCAGAGGGGUGGGUCAGAGCUGUGGAGAGAAAGACGCUGUGUGCCCUUGCUGGCCCUUGGGCUGGGGGGUUGGCAGACAGGUUGGUGAACUGAAUCAUUAGGUAUUCUUGAGAAUGCCUUGGGGGUUCCCUUCUGGGGAGAGCACUGAGGGUUCCAGGUGUGAGCAAUGGCGGUGGCUUUGUCUUGGAAGGUGGAUGGCAUUGCCCAGUGUGGACCCAGUCUCAGACUUGCGGUCUGACCUCUUGGUAGUUUCAAAGGGGGUUGGAGGUGACUUACUUUUUUAAAACUUACCUCCUAUCUUUUACCUUUUACCAAGUCUUUGUAGAAGCUGGGUAGACUCUGCUUUAGCAGCCCCAUAGCCUGUCCCUUAAGGCUACCUUUAAAACAGGAUUCUUGUGUGGCCAGGAACCCUGCAUGGGAACUGCAGAACCCUAACCCCCAGGGAACAGGAAGCUGAAGUUUGGAGUUGUGGGAGGCAGAGCAUCCCCACCUCGUGGGCCUCCCCCACCACACACCCUGGGACACAACCAGCCCAGGGCUUGGUGUUAGCUUCUGAGUUUGUGAGGGGAAAGAGCUGGGUGUCCUGGAGUCCGGAUAGCACUUUCCUGUAAACUCUUUCACUUACUAAGUACUCUAUAAAUAUAUACAUAUAUUUAUAUAUAUAUAUAUAUAUGUAUAAAGUGACUAGUUAGCUGGCAUCCUGCUUUAGCCUGAGACUUGCCCACCUCUUCAUAGCUGUGUUCUCCGACUGUUCGGGGAAGCUGUUGAGCAAGGCAAACAACUUGAUGGCUCAGAUGGGCUAAUGCACUGUUCCAGGGAAGGCUUUUUCUGAUUUUUUGACAAAUUUUUGCACACUUUAAUUGGUGUCUUUGAGCAACUUACAUUGAAGACAAGCUGUUGUACAUAGUUUUAUAUUCUCUUUCUAAGUGCAUGUCCGACUCGUAACCAUAUGGUAAUGAAUGGCUGUCCAGUAGGCCUAGCAUUACUAUCACACUAGAGGGAUAGCACAUACCACCCACCCCUCCGCAUCCUGGAAACUUAUUGAACAGAAUCAGUUCAGGCAAGUUGACUAUUAGUUCAAUUAUCUUAACCACUAGAAUUAUUUAUGGUGUGUCCUAAAUACUUUCCUUUGGCAGUGACCAGAUUUAUACUGUUGUGUCUUAACUGAACCCCUCAACUGGCAGUCACCUACUUUUUCUUUUUAACUAUCCCUUGACAUUGUCCAAUAGAAGACAGUUCUUUGCUGUCUAUCCCUUUGAGUAAGAAGGUAGGGAUGUGUGUUCUUCCCCUAGACCUACUACAAUGUUCAUUAAACACCUAGAGCAAGGAUGGUGGUGGUCCUUCUGUUACUGAAGUCACCCUUCACUGUGGCUGUUUGAAAAAGAGAUGUACUUGAACGUUCUGUAAAUCUUGAGAUAAACUGUUGUGGAGAUUUAACCACCUCGCUGAUGGGGGACCAACUCUAUGGAAAUUGUAAAUAAGUUUUAUUUAUAAACCUGGCACUGUAUUCAAUAAACAUUGCUGUAGCCUUUCACCUCU
Molecule: messenger RNA, 4024 nt
Organism: Microtus oregoni (creeping vole)
Lineage: Eukaryota; Metazoa; Chordata; Mammalia; Rodentia; Cricetidae
Gene: Calm1
Product: calmodulin 1
Exons: 6
Coding region: 200-649 (149 amino acids)
Molecular function (GO): calcium ion binding
Source: RefSeq, a predicted model, not a curated record